UAGGAUACUAGUAGUAGCAGAUAGAACUUGGGAAGGCCACCACCCCCUCUUCUCUCGAGCUCGUCCCGAUUCCAUUUCUUCUUCUAUGGCGCCCAACCCGCUCCUCCUCUCCAGUAAAACCCUGAACCCUAGCUUCUUUCCCUUCUCCACCAAAGCCCUGAACCCCCGCAAGCCCUCUCCCAUCACCUGCCGGACCUCCUCCUCCUCCGCCUCUCCCCCUCCCCCACAGCUCCCCGUAGAGCCCGAGGGCAGCGGCGCCGCCGCCCCCACCCGCGGCGACCGCUUCCUCGACCGCCACAACUCCAUGUCCGCAGCUGCCCUCGUCAUCAAGAAGAAGGACGGGACAAAGCAUAAGAAGAAGAAGCCCGAGGCAAGGGCCUCCUCCGCCGUCGCUUGCUGCUACGGCUGCGGCGCUCCCUUGCAGACCACCGAAGUCGAUGCCCCGGGAUACGUUGAUUCCGACACCUACGAAUUAAAGAAGAGGCAUCGCCAGCUUAGAACUAUCCUUUGUGGGAGGUGUAGGUUGUUGUCGCAUGGUCAAAUGGUAACUGCCGUUUGUGGACAUGGUGGAUAUCCUGGGGGUAAACAGUUUGUGUCAGCAGAGGAACUUCGAGAAAAAUUGUCCCACUUACGCCAUGAGAAAGUGCUAAUAGUUAAGCUAGUUGAUAUUAUUGACUUCAAUGGUAGUUUUUUGGCACGCAUACGUGAUCUUGCAGGUGCUAAUCCAAUUAUACUGGUCAUAACUAAGAUCGAUCUCCUUCCUAAAGGUACAGACCUAAAUUGUAUUGGUGAUUGGGUUGUCGAGGCCACCACAAAGAAGAAGCUGAA
This is a messenger RNA of Elaeis guineensis (African oil palm), 828 nucleotides long. Lineage: Eukaryota; Viridiplantae; Streptophyta; Magnoliopsida; Arecales; Arecaceae. The record is from RefSeq and is a predicted model, not a curated record.